Molecule: messenger RNA, 4634 nt
Organism: Elgaria multicarinata webbii
Lineage: Eukaryota; Metazoa; Chordata; Lepidosauria; Squamata; Anguidae
Gene: POT1
Product: protection of telomeres 1
Exons: 19
Coding region: 142-2469 (775 amino acids)
Biological process (GO): telomere capping; regulation of telomere maintenance via telomerase
Cellular component (GO): nuclear telomere cap complex; chromosome, telomeric region
Molecular function (GO): telomerase inhibitor activity; G-rich strand telomeric DNA binding
Source: RefSeq, a predicted model, not a curated record
GAAGUUAACCGUCGUGCGUCCAAUACGGCAUUCUUUUGCAAGCUUCCGUAAUUACUUAAGCGAGUAAACUUCUUCCAGUAAACUCUGAGCUGCUGUGGGUGCUGUUCAUUUCUUAAAAGCCUGCUAUUUGGGGCAGGAGCCAUGCCCCUCCAAAUGUUGAAAGGAUCCGCCAGGGUGCAAAAGAAUUCCCUGCCAAGCGACCUGCAAAAAGUUGAUUUCGAGCAUUUGCAACUGGGGAGCGACUACGCCAGCAAAUACUUGCAGGGAACCGUUGUUAUUUCCCACCCAUUAACUAGACUUGGAAAUGGGACAUCUUUCUUCAAGGUUGUGCUUCAAGAGUCAGAAAACUCAUAUUCUAGGACUGGCACCAUCAAUAUUUUAGUGUUUGGAAAGUUGGCGGAGGAUUGUGACAGUGUUGUACAUCAAGGGGACAUCAUGAUGGUAACUGGAUUCAGCUUGGCUAAGUCCACAAGUGAAGAUGAUAGGCAUUGCUGUCAGCUAGAAGUAUCUGAAGAAGCUGGCUCAACUAUUUAUAUUUGUACUAGGUCAUCACGUGCGACAACAUCUUCAGAAACAGUAGCCGUGCCUGUGGCCCCCAAGUACACCUACACUCCUCUCAAUCAUCUUAAAGCUGGGACUGUUGUCAACCUGUAUGGUGCUGUGAAAUUCUUCAAGCCUCCAUAUGUAUGCAAAGGAACUGAUUAUUGUUCAGUGAUAACCAUUGUGGACCAAUCCAAUGCCAAGUUGAUAUGCUCACUGUUUAACUCAAACAGAAAUGCCCUUCCAGAAAUCUACAAAAAUGGCGACAUAGUUCGAUUUCACAGAAUAAAGGUCAGAGAGUUUAAUGGCCAGCUGCAAGGGAUUACCAGUUGUGGAUUUGCAGCACUUACAUUUGAUGGUACCAUAGGAGCACCAAUGGUUCCUCGAACAUCCAGCAAAUUAUUCACAUUUACAGAUGAAGACAAAAGAACCGUAGAAGACUUGCGUCUUUGGGUGGCAAGUAAUCUUCUAAACACUGCACCAGCAGCAAAAUUGUCCGACAUCCAGCCACCAGUGUUUUUUGAACUCACUUGCCAACUAGUAGGGAAAGCAAAAGUGGAUGGAUCUUCCUAUCUUCUUAAGGUUUGGGAUGGCACAAAAUGCCCUUUCCCAUCUUGGAAGUUGCUUGUUAAAGAAGAUGACCUUGAAGGAGACAGCAUUCUCAUCCGUCAUCUGAAAAAUCUGACUGUGGACAUAGUAGUUUACGAUAAUCAUGUGCAGUUAGCAAGAUCACUGAAGGUUGGAAGCUUUAUUAGAAUGUACAAUUUGCACGCAAAACCCCAAAGUCCCGAAGGCAGAUCUGAUAUUUCGUAUAUGCAGUUUCAUCUUCAUAGUGGCACCGGAUAUGGCCGCGGAAUCACAGUCCUGCCAGAAAGCCACACAGAUGUCAAGGAACUAAAGGCUUUCCUGGAUUCUGUAGACAUGACAGAUAGUGAGUGCUCAGAAAGAACAUCUUCUCCAGAACUUGAGCACACUUACAUUCCAUUAGGGUCCUGUUUGGAAAGAUGCCAACAGUUAUCGGUUACAGUGCUAACAGAUCACCAGCAUUUUGAUGAGACAGCACUGGGUACUAUUAUGAACAGCAGGAUUCCUCAGCCAUAUCGCAUCAGAGCUAAGCUGACAAGAUUUGAACCUAAGAAGCUCCAUCAGUCUGUUAAACUUCAUUGUCCUCAGUGCAAUUUGAUGCAAGAAGUUCCAGAUGGGGCUGAGCUAGAUUCAAUUAUGCGAGAGGCUUCGGCUACACGUUCAGAUUCAGAUUUACUAAGUACAUCCUUCUGCGAAUCCGUUGUGUGGGGCACUGAAAACCAGGAACAGCGACGCAUAGCUGUUCAUUUUGUGAAACAUGACGAACUACUUCAAGAACCGGAAGUCAGUUUAAUUCUGAUUGAAGGAGGGACUCUAAAGGAAAUAUUGAAGCUAUCAAAAAAAUUUAAAGGAAUUAUACCUGUGAGGUCUGCAGAAGACGAACUUACAUUACUGGAUCUUUCUGCUCCAUUUUUUUGGCAAGGAAAUCUGCAAUACUAUGGGUGUAAGCACUGUUCGUAUCCAAAGGCAGUGUCGAGUCUGAGCUCCCUUGCUGCACGGGAAGAUCCGUCAUGGGAGCCCACUGCAAUAUCACAAGCUUUAGGAGUAGUACCCCUCCAACAUGUCUUUGUGAUGAAGUUUACACUAGAUGACGGAACAGGAACACUGGAUGUGUAUCUCAUGGACUGUAAAAAAUUCUUCCAAAUUCCAGCUUCUGAAGUCCUGAUCAAUAAUUUGUUUCAAGAGAAAAUGGAGAGGAUCAUGAAUAAACUUUGUCCUCCGGGCAAAAAUUUCGGUGAGUUGCCAUGGCUGGAAUGCUUCAUCAAAUCAUACUAUGUCAGGGAUGGAUCAGAAGAACAACUUUGCUACCAGAUUUUUGACACUAUGAUUGCUGAAGAUAUCUAGCUACUUAGAAUAUUCCAGGGUCACAGUGCUUCUUUAAACUUCAUUUACAUCUAUAAACAGAGCAGAUGCUUUUAUAAAGAUUGUUGUUUUCUAUUAGAUGUGCAAAUAGAUACUAUGUCCUGAAUCAAAAUGAGACUUAAAAGGAGAUUGAUAUGUCCUGUUGGUCUGUGGAAAAUCGAUGCAUAAUCAUUUAAAGUUCUUUGCAUUUCAUCAGGAUUUGGUAGCAUACAAGCAGUUCCUGGUUCACUAUCCCAAAACUCACAACUCCCAAUCCCACCAAACAUUAUGAGUAAACUGAGUAUACCCCAGUGUGACUUUCAGAAUCAAACAGUAAGCUUUAAAGAUGCUGUCAUAAAACCCUUUUUCUUACUAACAUAGCAAGGGCCACUCAGCUGCUUGGUUGAGAACCUGAAAGAAUGAUGGACCUCUGCUCUGCUAUACAGCAAUCUUUUGAUCCAGGAGGGGUGGGGUCCCUAAAGGGCACAACGUAGCCAAUCGUAAGAGCUGCAGAAAGAGGCCCAUUCUUUAAGCUGCAACCUUUUAAAGUCUGAUAAGAGUUAGAUCAUUUGGUCUUGCCUCUGUAUUAGUGACCUGAAUAUGGUUUCCCCUUGUAUAGUUGUACGGAACCCUGCUUUUUCCAUUGCAGUGCGAUAGACCUAUGUGUGGAUAGGCUUGGGCUACACAAAUAUUUUUCUACGGUGAUAAUGUCUUGUUCAUACAGAAUAUAAAAGUAUAGAUGAAGAACUAAAUAUGUGACCUCCUGUUCAUCAGAAUACUCCUGAUCAUGCCUUAUAAACAGAUGCACUAGAGCAAUAGUGUUUGAACCUGCUUCUGGACAUAUAAAAUGAGGGGAUGAUUAAAUUACAAAAGAAUUACUACCAAAUAUCUUGCAGUUAAGGGCUGCGUCUUAUAGUACUUUUAAGUGUGUCUGCUUAGCAGAUCACAUUGCACAUGAUCUAGGAAGCUAAAUUUGGUCUUGGAUUUGGUUUCCUGAUCUGCUUUUCUCUCUUGUAUAAUCUGAUUUGUGUGCUAGUUUUAGAGAUGGAGCCUUUCAGGCUAGUAAGUCACUAUACUAAUUGGCUCCUAGAGUGAAACUAAUUACUCAGCGUUGUUUCUGUAUACCUGCAGUCCAGUGGUAUUUUAAAAAAAUAAAAAUAAAAAGCAUACGCCGCAUGAGUUUUCAACCAAUGGCCAAGGAUCCUGUCAUAUUAAAAUUCAUUCCAUGCUUGCAUCAGCAAGAAUGUAUUAUAAGGCAUAUCAGAAUAUAAGGUCUUAGCAAAAAAUUUCUGGAUAUGGUUUCUGGGAGAUAGUAAGAAUAAAUUAUUCUAGCUGUAGUCUCUUCCAAUUGUCCUUGGAUUUUUUUUUUCCUGUAAUUGACAUUAUUCUGAUCUACAGAAACUUUUAAUUGUAAACCUACUGGUUAUGGGUGCUUUGUCAAUUAUUGUGAGGAUAGGAUCUCAUCAGAAUCUGCAACGUGAAGAGAACGGCUUUCUCAAAUUUUGUGGACCAUAUGACUCUAGCCAUAGUUUUAAAAGCAGCUGCUUAUCAGCAUUGUGAAAACAUUGUGAGAUCAGUGAAAUAUUAAAAUGUUUAAUCAGUGGGAUCAAGUGUUUGCAACAGGAUUAAAUGUUGCAAACACUUAAUCCCAUUGAUUUCAAAUGGGAUUUAAUGUUGUAACCAUGGUAUGGAUUAGUCAAGGACCACAACCCCAAGUUCCAUGCAAGGACACAUGGCCUAAUUAUUCAUGUUAUAGCUCACAUACAAGAUGACUGAAGGUGGGAGGAAAUGUAGCAGACCCUUUUUUCAUGGAGCUGCAUGAACUUGUCAGAGCUGUUGUGUGCACAACAGCAUCACUGGAGUAAGGUUGCAAUGCCUGAAAUAUGUUGGUGGAAUCUACUCCGAAAAGCUUCUCUCUGUUCCCCCCCCCCAAAGUAUUUGGUGUUUUUUUUUGUAGUAGUAGUUUAAGAUUAAACACAACAACAUAAUCCAAUGUGUACAUUAUGUUGUGGACAUUUAUACACAUGCACCCUUAAAUUAUCUCAGAAUUCAUGAGGAACUGUGCUAAUAAAAUAGUUUUAAAAGCAGUAUUUAUUGUACAGAGUGAGCUCAGUUCUUUGUAUAGGGUGAUUUAUGUUAGACAAAUUGUGCAAUGUAAGACUUGGAUA